Trematomus bernacchii (emerald rockcod) is the source of this 2162-nucleotide messenger RNA. RefSeq names its product homeobox protein Hox-A10. The record is from RefSeq and is a predicted model, not a curated record. Gene Ontology annotation, molecular function: DNA-binding transcription factor activity, RNA polymerase II-specific; RNA polymerase II cis-regulatory region sequence-specific DNA binding. Gene Ontology annotation, biological process: regulation of transcription by RNA polymerase II. Gene Ontology annotation, cellular component: nucleus. Bases 303 to 1436 code for a protein of 377 amino acids. Lineage: Eukaryota; Metazoa; Chordata; Actinopteri; Perciformes; Nototheniidae. The transcript is spliced from 3 exons.
GCCGUGGAUCUUUUCGUCUCCAAACUCACCUCGAAUGCAAGCAGCUAUGCAGUUGUUAAACUUUGCAUCAUGUUGGACCUCGCCCCCGGUAAUGGUGGUGCACUAAGGCGAGGUGAGGGAAAACACUGAUUGCUCUGCUGCCUCCUUUCUCUGCCUCAGCUCCAAGAUAGAUAUCGCUCCGGCAGCUACGUAGCCUCUGAGUGGGAGGGACUGCCCAUCUUCCAGCAUUUCCAUUGGUUUUACAUUCUGCACGGCAGAAAGGGGGGUGCCUCUAAUCAUAUCCAGCAUGUUUUGCACAAGAAAUGUCAGCCAGAAAGGGCUAUCUUCUUCCUUCGCCAAAAUACACCACAAUAAUGUCAUGUUCGGACAGCCCGUCAGGAAAUGCGUUUUUAGUGGAUUCUCUGAUCAGUGGCCGCAAUGAAAGCGCCGGAGGUCACUAUGGGAGCGCGGUGUGCGUGCCUCACAGCACUGCUACCGAAGUGCCUUACGGACUACACAACUAUGGAUACUUCCCAGGUAUGGGUAAGCGAAGCGAAGUGGGUCCUCCAAACAUGGUUUCCGCCUCUGGCCCGUACAUGCCCAGCAUGGAGAUGUGGAUGGACGCGCAGAGGUCAUGUCGAAUGGACCAAGAGCACCCGGUGGGUCCCCAGGUCGCGCCCUGCUCAUUCCCGCAGAAUAUUAAGGAGGAGAGCACCUACUGCCUGUAUGAGCAGCCAAAGUGUCCUAAAGCCUCCACCGCGGAAGAUCUCACUUAUUCGAGGUUAACAACAGCUGGCCUAGGUUCGAGUUCUUGUACAGUUACCGAUGGCGGCGGCGGGGGCUCAGUGCCUGUGCCGGGCUACUUCCGCUUGUCUCAGACGCACGCACAUUCUCAUAAACUUUACAACACUAACGGCCCCCAGCCGAACCCUUCCCAUUCUCAUUUUGGCCUACACCCCAUUGCUCCCGCUCGCUUCAACACGCCACCAACCUCGACUUCUGCUCCAGCCACGGCGCAGGAGGGGAGGAACACCGAGGAGCCUGUGUCCUCGGGAAAAGCAGACCUGCAGCCUCACGCGGCACCGGGAAGCGACGAGGCACGCGAGUCCUCGGAUGCAGAAGCCUCCUCAGCCGACGAGACAGAAGAGCAUGCCAAAGAGAGACCAUCAAAGACCACCAAAGGAGACGCAAAAAUUCAUAGCACGGCCAACUGGCUGACAGCAAAAAGUGGCCGGAAGAAACGCUGUCCAUACACCAAGCAUCAGACUCUGGAGCUGGAGAAGGAGUUCCUCUUCAACAUGUACCUGACCCGAGAGCGCCGCCUAGAGAUCAGUAAAGGCGUCCACCUGACGGACAGACAGGUUAAAAUCUGGUUCCAGAACCGCAGGAUGAAACUGAAGAAAAUGACGCGGGAAAACAGGAUCCGGGAGCUCACAUCCAACUACGGAUUUUCAUGAUGAACAAGGUGAUCAAAUUGAAAUAGAAGAUGUUUGGUGAAAUCAAUGACACCCUCCCUCCUCCAGCACCCCCACACCCUUCCUCACCACUCUGUCCACCUAAGACUCAUUUCACUGUGGGGUACUACUUUCUUGUAUUUCCAGACACGCUUAAAGUCGAUGCAUCGUCCUCUGUGCGCUAUAUUGAGAAUAAGAAAAUGGGGAAAAAUUGAAUGUAGAGUUUUAUUUGAUUGUUUUCUGAUAUUGUGUUUUUGUAUCGUCUACCUGUUUCUGUCCCUUCUGUCGUAUGGUUGGAUAGUGUCGUCAGUGGAGUUAAAUUAACGCAAUUUAAAAACAUUGUGCACUUGAAGGUGGCUUAAAUGUUCCACUUUUCCCCAAACCGCUGGCAAAUAAUCCUAAAUUUAUUCAAACAAAUAUUAAUUUGUUUUAUUUUAAUUUGAAUUGCAUGAUAUUAUAUUUUCCUAUACAUUUAUUUUGUAGUUAUUCAAUCACUCUGGAAUAUAACACCCAUGUACCACAAGGGAAGAAGAAGAAUUCACCUGUGAUCAUUAGAUGUAUAGUCCACCAUGGUAUAGGCCUAUUCUAUGUACGAGCUAAAUGUAUGAGUCGGAUCUUUAAUCACGUUGAGGACGUUUACACGAAAAAGGUGUGCAAAGUGAAAUAGGAAUGUUUCUAUUGUAUAUUUCUGUGUACAUAUUGUGUUUUUUGUGUAAUGCUUAAUAAAUU